AUGGCAGUUCCGCCGGCGCGUAGGGGUUUAAUCAGAAAAAUAUUGGCGGUUUUGCUUGUGGGAUUGGCAGCUUGGUUGUAUCAGUCAAUUCAACCUCCAGUCCCGAAAAUUUGUGGAACACCGAAUGGCCCUCCUGUUACAUCACCUAGAAUCAAGCUCAAAGAUGGAAGGCAUCUCGCAUAUUUAGAAAGUGGUGUUCCUAAGGAAAAGGCCAAGUAUCAAAUUGUUUUCAUUCAUGGCCUGGAUUGCACCAAAUCUAAUGUGUUUCCUUUCUCCCUGGAAGUGCUCGAAGAGUUAGGGGUACAUGUGCUGUCUUUUGACAGACCUGGGUAUGGAGAGAGUGAUCCAAACUUACAUCAAACAGUGAAAAGUAUAGCUUUAGAUGUUGAAGAACUUGCUGAUCAGUUGAAGCUUGGACCGAAGUUCCAUGUUAUUGGAUUUUCUCUUGGAGGACAGUUAGUUUGGAGCUGUUUGAAGUACAUCCCUCAUCGGCUUGCAGGAGCGGCUAUUGUUGCUCCAAUUGCCAAUUACUGGUGGCAUAAUUUACCUGCUAAUUUAUCUAAAGAAACUUUUGCUCAACAACCUCCACGAGAUCAGUGGGCGAUUAGAGUUGCUCAUUAUGCCCCUUGGUUAACAUUUUGGUGGAACACCCAAAAGUGGUUCCCUGCAUCAAGUGUUUUAGCUCAUCGGUCCGACCAUCUUGAUGCAAAAGACAAAGAGAUAUUGUUGUCGGUUGGAAAUCGCUAUUCGGAGCAAGUGAGACAACAAGGAGACUUCGUUUCGGUCCAUCAGGACCUGAUCAUAAGCUAUCAGAAGUGGGAGUUUGAUCCCAUGGAUCUAAAAAACCCUUUUCCAGCCAAUGAAGGUUCUGUGCAUUUGUGGCAUGGUGCACGCGAUAUAAUAGCUCCGGUCUCAUUGACGCGGUAUUUUGCCGAACAACUCCCAUGGAUUCACUAUCAUGAGUUACCUGAUGCUGGCCAUUUGUUCCCACUGGCUGAUGACAUGAGUGAUGCUAUCUUAAAGGCACUUCUUGCUUAGAGCUCAGUAGCUCUGAUCCUGUUGUAUCUGAGUUUCUUUUUGGACUAGUAUUUGUGUGUAUGUUCAGUUUUUCAGUUUCCUUGACUUGAUCUUAUACUUAAAACUUUCAUAGCCACCAAUCAGAUUUUGCAGUGAUGUAAUUCAAGCAUUUUCAACCUGAUUUUGCCUGUCCGUUUGAAUUAACAAGAUUGAGAUUGUGAUGGA
Molecule: messenger RNA, 1242 nt
Organism: Dioscorea cayenensis subsp. rotundata (Guinea yam)
Lineage: Eukaryota; Viridiplantae; Streptophyta; Magnoliopsida; Dioscoreales; Dioscoreaceae
Exons: 5
Coding region: 1-1038 (345 amino acids)
Source: RefSeq, a predicted model, not a curated record